UCUAAAAAAUAUCUUUACACAGUCUGAUUUUGCAGCUAUGUUUUGAGUGUCAAAAUUGUGCUUACGCCUUUCAAUUUUGGAGUACCAAACUUCGAGAGACCGAAAAUUUCGAAAAGCCGUGCUAAAAAAUGCCACGGAGGGGCACCCUUCGUUCUAACGAACCGGAUGUCUACGGAGUGCCGCCGGAUCCACGGCUCAGCCACGCUGCCAGGAUCUACGGGCUGACUCUCAUCAUGGCCGUCAUCGCCUUGUCGCAGUGGAUCCUCAUUGGCAUUUUCGAUGAUCGCACCCACAAAAGACGCCCAGAGCAGUACGGCUGGUGGCUCAUAUGCACCUUCAUGGCGGUGGCCUCCGUUUCCUGGACCAAACUGGGACGCAAGGUGCCAUACAACUACAUCAUCAUUGCGGCCAUCGUGGAGAGCUCCACCAUCUAUAUUGCCCUGGAGCAGAAGCACAGUGCUCAUAUGUUAGUCAACAUCUAUGCCGGCACCAUUGUGGUCGCCCUCAUGCUGGCCUCCAUUAUUUGGGGCGCCUACUUUCCCAUGUUCUUUGUGCCCGGCGAUCUGGUGCUCAGCCUUCUGGUGGCCAUAUCCUUCAUUAUGAUCGUCUUGUUCUUCAUCAAUAUUCUUUUCAUCGACUACAUUGGAUUGCACUAUAUGGUUCGAAACACAUUCGCCCUGGUCGCCGUCUGCAUGGUGAUGUACACGGCCACCAUUAUCCACGAUCGCCAGUUCGAUGUGCCGAAGAACGAGUAUCUGUUUCUCAGUGUCCUGCAGUUCUUCUCCUACAUGAUCCUGCAGGAACGCAUCCUCGGCUUAGCCUAUCGCAGUACAAAAAAACUCAAAUGUGAAGAAAAUACAUAAAGAAAUUCUAAAAAAUUUAUUUUACCACUAAAAAUUAAAUAAAUAUAUUUA
This is a messenger RNA of Drosophila ficusphila, 914 nucleotides long. RefSeq lists its product as uncharacterized. The coding region runs from base 129 to 863 and encodes 244 amino acids. Lineage: Eukaryota; Metazoa; Arthropoda; Insecta; Diptera; Drosophilidae. The record is from RefSeq and is a predicted model, not a curated record. The transcript has a single exon.